Molecule: messenger RNA, 780 nt
Organism: Kalmanozyma brasiliensis GHG001
Lineage: Eukaryota; Fungi; Basidiomycota; Ustilaginomycetes; Ustilaginales
Exons: 1
Coding region: 1-780 (259 amino acids)
Source: RefSeq, a predicted model, not a curated record
AUGCGUGUCUGGCAUCUGAGCUCGACGAGCAUCGCUCUCCUGCUGACCAGCCUGUUCCUCCUCGGUUCAACAUCUGCUUUGCAUCUCGACGAACGCACGCUCUCAGCACUCGGUAGGAUCGACACCGUGACCUUCCAAGAGCUCCAGGAGGGUCGUUUGCGUCCACCGGCUCAGACUGUGGGCACUCACCCCCGCAGCGUCCCCGCAUUGUACGGUGAUAUGCUCUUCCAUCUCGACGGCAGGCCUAUUUUCGAGUUCCAGCACACAAAUCAACGAGUCCCAGCGGUGGAAUUUCAGCGUGCCGCAGCCGACUUUGGCGGCUUCCAUGCUCGCGUUCGUCAGCAGCCCGAUGCAGUCAGCGUCACGCCAGGUGCUCGGUUGGCAGACCCUUACGUGGUGAGACACAACCAGGCGGGAUUGCCGGAGUAUAUCGGCCAGAUCGACGCCACGUCACGCCAGUUCGGACCUAACGUCGCCCGAGUUGCUCAUGGAUAUCCUGCAUCCCCUCUGCCGCCUCCGACGCGUGGAAGAGGUCUCAAGUUCUGGAAGAAACCAAAACACGCUCCGCCCAGCUGGGAAAGCGUUCAUGCAUCGACACCGGUGGCUGUGGCGCCAAAUACCGACUGGCAACAUCUCAGGGAGCAACUCGACGAAGAGCGUUACUUGAGAUUCACUAAUUCGGCGGGGACCUCCUCGUUCGGCGUCAGGGCUUUGCCAGACGGUCGGAUCGAGAGGCAGCUCGUGAACACGCUCGGAGACGUACCGCACUUUGUAGUGUAG